Molecule: messenger RNA, 8816 nt
Organism: Lucilia sericata (common green bottle fly)
Lineage: Eukaryota; Metazoa; Arthropoda; Insecta; Diptera; Calliphoridae
Product: putative aminopeptidase-2
Exons: 21
Coding region: 127-8502 (2791 amino acids)
Biological process (GO): proteolysis; peptide catabolic process
Cellular component (GO): cytoplasm
Molecular function (GO): metalloaminopeptidase activity; peptide binding; zinc ion binding
Source: RefSeq, a predicted model, not a curated record
CUUGUUGGAUUCGACAGUGAAACAGUAUUUAGUUGACUUAAUUGUUUCAGAGAGAUCGCAUGUAUUGCUCCCACUAACUUAACACCCUCUCUGUGUGUGUGCGUGCUUGUGUAUCGGUUCGGUACAAUGGGGGCCGGUAAAUUUGUAAUAUUAUUUUCGCUACUGUGCGCGACGGGUUCAUUGGCCCAAGAAUAUCGUUUAACUAAAAAUAUCAUACCCGAUUUGUAUGACAUACAUAUCAAACCUUAUCUGCGUUCGGAAGACGUUAACAAACAGUUUACAUUUGAUGGUGAAGUCAACAUAACACUGCACACAGUUGUCAAGAAUUUAAAAGAGAUUACACUGCACAAAGAUCUCAUAGAGAUACUUGAGGCACAACUUUACGAUGCAAAUGGCAAGGUGGUGCAAAAAAUAGAUAAUAAAUCUAUGAAUUAUGAUGUCAAGACUAAUAAACUUUUGUUAAAUUUAUCUACGUCGUUGGCGGUGAAUGAAAGUUAUAAUUUGUAUUUUAAGUAUCAGGGUCAGAUACGUAACGGCAAGGAGGGUUUUUACCGAGCCACCUAUGAUAAUGUUAAUUGGUAUGGCAUAACACAAUUACAUAGAAUCGAUGCUCGCACAGUAUUUCCUUGUUUCGAUGAGCCCGAAUUUAAAGCCAAAUUCCGUAUGCACAUAAGUCGGCCCAACAAAUACAGCUCAUACUUCAAUACACGAUUAGAGAGAACUACCAGUGAUGAAACCGAUUGGUCCACAGAUCACUUCGAAGAAACUCCUAUAAUGUCCAGCUAUUUGGUGGCAUUUUUGAUAAGUGAUUUUCAGGCAUAUGGCAAUGAGGAUUUAAAAAUUAUAAUGCAUUCGAAAUAUAAUGGUAAAACCAAUUUUGCCUAUGAGGUGGGUUUGAAAGCUUUAGACGCCUUAGAUAACUAUACACAAAUGCCUUAUAAAUCUAUGGGUAAUACGAUCAUGCAAAAAGUCGGUUCUAAUCAUUUUCCUCAUAGUGGUAUGGAGAAUUGGGGUUUGAUUAUAUAUAAGGAUUCGGCUUUGGCUCAUGAACCCGGCUAUACAGAUGGUUGGUCCAAUAAACAAUAUACCGUUAGUUUGGUAACACAUGAAACUGCUCACAUGUGGUUUGGCAAUAGUGUAACUCAUAAAUGGUGGAGUUAUUUUUGGUUAAAUGAAGCUUUACCGAAUUUUUAUCAAUAUUUCUUGGGUCAAGAGAUAUAUCCUGAAUAUGAAUUGGAUAAACAGUUUCCUAUUAAGGAAAUUCAUACAGUAUUUGAUAUUGAUGCUACUAAUAAUACACAACCUAUGUCUAGUUCCGAGCAAUCUAUAAAUACACCUUUAGAAAUUGGUUCAAAAUUUAGUGAUAUAGCUUAUUCUAAAGGUGCUAUAGUGCGCAUGAUUAGAAAUUUAAUGGGUAAAGAGAAUUUCGAUGCCGCCAUAAGAGAUUAUUUAAAAGAAAACCAUUUGAAAACCACCGUACCUGAAGAUCUUUUUAAACAAUUUAAAAAGCAUUGGCCCUCAGGUCCCUCGGUAGAUUUAGAUGAAUUUUUCAAAGAUUGGACCGAACAAGUGGGCUAUCCUAUGGUUAUUGUUUCAAUUAGUCCCACGGGACGUUUUUCGGUAAAACAACAAAGAUUUCUGCUGGAUCCCUCAGAUGGCAGUGAUGCUUCCCUAAAAUAUACCAUACCUAUUACCUUCAACAAUGAUCAUAUGAAUGAUUUCAACAAUUUUGUACCAAAAUUCUAUUUGACUAAAGAUCAAGACGAAAGAUUAUUUGCUAAUGCUGCUCAUCACAAGUGGAUCGUCGUCAAUACCCAACAAUCGAAUUACUAUAGAGUGUUUUAUGCCCCUGAAUUGUUGCGUGAAAUAUGUAAAGUUUUAAAGGAAUCUCAACACUCGGGUAUACAUGUUAAUAAUCGGGCCAGUAUGGUUGAUGAUCUCUUUACCUAUGGUCGUAUUGGCUUAAAAGGUUACGAUGAAGUGUUAGAAUUUAUGGAAUAUCUAGCCACUGAAACCGAAUAUUCUCCUUGGCAAGCAGCUUUUAAAGGUUUCGAUACAGUACACCAACGUUUGACUUUGGCCCAACAAUAUAAAUUUUCUAGCUAUCUAUUUGAACUACUUGAUAAGGUAUAUCAGAAAUUGGGUUUUGAAAACUCUAAUGAUUCUGUAUUGGAUGUUUACAAUCGCAAUAAAGUUAUCAACUGGCUUUGCAAAUAUCAUCAUAAGGAUUGUAAUGCUCAAGCCCAAAGUAUGUUCCGUAAAUUUGUAACAACUUAUAGAAAACCUAAUCCCGAUUUCCGAGAAACUUUAUAUUGUGCUGCUGUGCGUAAUGAUCAAACAGAUAUUUAUGACAAUUUAAAGGAAAUGUUUUUAAAUCAAAAUCAAGCUAGUGAAAAGGAAAAAAUCUUACGUGCCCUGGGUUGUACACGUUAUUUUGUAGAAGAUCACUAUGAUUUUAUAUUAUCAAAUAAUGUGGCUGAUGACUUAAAAGAAUCAGCUCUAAAGAGUUUGUAUAGCCAGACUGCCGAAAAUAUUAUAACGGUGUUUAAUUUGAUGAUUGAAAAUGUGGAGCAGUUGAAAGAAGCCUUACAAACCUGGUCCAAUACCGCUAAUGUAAUCAGUGAAAUUUCCCAAUAUUUAACCACUCCAGAGCAAUUGGUGUUAUUAAAACAAUUUACCAAAGAAAAAGGCCAUUUAUUCGGUACAUCGGUAACAAUUUUGGAAAAUGCCAUUAAAACGACCGAAAAGAAUUUCUCCUGGGCUAAAACUUAUUUAGCAAAGUUCCUCAGUUAUCUUACUGUACGUAAUGUCAACUAUCGUCUAACUAAAGAUAUUAUACCCGAUUUAUAUGACAUUCAUAUUAAACCUUAUCUAAGAAGUGAAGAUCAAACGAAACAAUUUACUUUCGAUGGACAAGUUAAUAUAACAUUGCAUGCCGUUAAAGAAAGCCUAAACACCAUAACUUUGCACACCAAUUAUAUAGACAUUUCCGAAGCCAUACUUUAUGAUGAUAAAGGCAAGGUUGUGGAAAAUAUUAAUAGUGGUAAAAUGCUUUUGGAAACCGUUACCAAUAAAUUGACUUUAUACUUAAACUCAAAACUGGAGGUGUUGACAAAUUAUACUUUGUAUUUCAAGUAUCAGGGUGAAAUACGUAAUGGUACCGAAGGUUUUUUCGGCAUUACUUAUGACAAUAUCAAUUGGUAUGGCAUAACUCAGUUGCAUAGAAUUGAUGCCCGUUCAGCCUUCCCUUGUUUUGAUGAGCCGGAAUUUAAGGCCAAAUUCCGUAUGCAUAUAAGUCGGCCCAAAGAGUAUAAUUCUGUUUUCAAUACCAGACUAAUCGAGUCCACCAUAGAGGGCAACGAUCGUUAUGUGGAUCAUUUCGAGGAGACUCCAGUUAUGUCUACCUAUUUGGUAGCAUUUGUGAUAAGUGAUUUCGAAUCGUAUGGCAAUGACGAUUUAAAAAUCAUAAUGCAUUCGAAAUUUAAUAAUAAAACCAAUUUUGCCUAUGAGGUGGGUUUAAAGGCUUUACAGGGAUACGAUAACUUUACACAGUUACCCUAUAAGUCUUUAGGCAAUACGAUCAUGCAAAAAGUCGGUUCACCUAGUUUCCCUCACAGUGGCAUGGAAAAUUGGGGUUUAGUUAUAUACAAGGAUUCUGUAUUGGCUCAUGAAUCGGGCUACACCGAUGGCUGGUCCGAUAAACAAUACACGGUUAGUUUGUUGGUUCACGAAACCGCUCACAUGUGGUUCGGUAAUAGUGUAACACAUAAAUGGUGGAGUUAUUUUUGGUUAAAUGAAGCCUUUGCUCGUUAUUAUCAAUAUUUUAUGGGUCAAGAGCUUUACCCUGAAUAUGAAUUUGAUCAACAAUUUGUGGUCAAUCAGCUACAAAUGAUAUUUGAGGUAGAUGCUACCAAUAGUACCCAACCCUUGACCAGUCUUGAGGAAUCUGUUAAUACACCCAUUGAAAUUGGUGACAAAUUUAGUAGUAUUGCUUAUGCCAAGGGAGCCUCCAUAUUGCGCAUGUUUAAAAAUUUAAUGGGUAAAACUAAUUUUGAUAAUGCCAUUAGGGAAUAUCUAAAAGAAAACCACUUGCAAACCACUGUACCCGAAGACUUCUUUAGAGCCUUGAAAAAACACUGGCCUUCGGGACAUAAUGUAAACUUGGAUGAAUUUUUCACAGAUUGGACUGAACAAGAAGGUUAUCCCAUGGUUUUGGUAUCGGCCGUUAAUGGCAGAUAUUCUCUAAAACAGCAAAGAUUUUUACUAGAUCCGCAAGAUGGCAGUGAUGCCUCCAUAAGAUAUACCCUACCAAUUACCUUUACCCAUGAUAAAAUGAGUGAUUUUACAAAUCUAACACCUAAAUUCUAUUUGAGUAAGUCCCAAUCGGAAAAGGUAUUUGGUAAUAUUAAUCCUCAUCGUUGGAUGAUGGUUAAUAUGCAACAAUCCAAUUAUUAUCGGGUAUUCUACGAUGAUCACUUGUUGGAGAAACUACGUAUAGCCUUUAAAGAAAUUAAUUUCUCACGUAUUCAUGUAAACAAUCGUGCCAGCAUGGUGGAUGAUCUUUUGACAUUUGCCCGUGCCGGUCUAAGGGGUUACGAUGAGGUUUUACACUUUUUGGAAUAUUUAGCUGCAGAAACGGAAUAUUUACCCUGGCAGUCCGCUUUUAAGAAUUUUGAUCUUUUAUAUCAACGUUUAACUUUGGCUCAACAUGAUAAAUUUUCCUCCUACUUAUUUGAAAUUCUAGACAAAGUUUAUCUUAAACUGGGCUUUGAGAAAUCAAAUGAUUCGAUUUUAGAUGUCUUUAAUCGCAAUAAAGUUAUCAGCUGGCUUUGCAAAUAUCAUCAUGAGGAUUGUAAUACUCAAGCUCAAAAAAUAUUCCGUUCUCAUUUGUUAGCCAAUACCAAACCAACAACCGAUUUUCGCGAAACUCUAUAUUGUGCCGCUGUACGUAAUGAUAAUACCGAUAUUUAUGGUAAUUUAAAGGAAAUGUUUUUGCAACAAAAAUUAGCUAGUGAAAAGGAAAAAAUCUUGCGUGCCAUGGGUUGUACCCGGUUUUAUGUAAAACAGCAUUUUGAUUUUAUAUUAUCAAUUAAUGUAGCUAACGAAUUAAAGGCCAUAGGUUUAAAGGGCUUAUACAGUCAAACUCCUGAAAAUAUUAUUCCCGUAUUUAACUUGAUUAUUGAAAAUAUCGAACAGUUGUCGGAAAGUAUGCAAGCAUGGUCCACCACUGCUUCGGUAAUUGAAGACAUUUCUCUGUAUUUAACCAAUCCCGAGCAAUUAUCUUUAUUAAAACAAUUUACUCAAGAAAAGGGACAUUUAUUCGGUACAUCGGUUAAUAUUUUGGAGAAUGCUAUUAAAAAUGUUGAAAAGAAUUUCAAUUGGUCGGCUUUACAUUUGGGAAAAUUGCUUAAUUAUCUUACACUACGUAAAGUUGAAUAUCGUCUAACUAAGGAGAUUACGCCCGUGGUAUAUGAUAUCUACAUUAAACCCUACCUCAAGCAAAAAGAUGGUGCUAAACAAUUUACCUUUGAUGGUGAAGUCAAUAUAACUUUACGGGCUAGUGACAAGAAUCUUAGAAAAAUUAUCUUGCACAAAGAUUAUAUUGAUAUUUUGGAGGCGAAGUUGUAUGAUGCUGAAGGAAAAUUGAUUGAAAAUAUUUAUAGUGGAUCUAUGCUCUAUGAAUCUUUAACUGACAAGCUUACCGUGUAUUUAUUAAUGCCUUUGGAGGUGAAUACUUCAUAUACCUUGUACUUUAAAUAUCAGGGUCAGAUACGCAGUGGUUUGGCGGGAGUUUUCCGAGCCACUUAUGAUAAUGUCAAUUGGUAUGGAAUAACCCAGUUACAAAGAAUUGAUGCCAGAACAGCUUUUCCCUGCUUUGAUGAGCCCGAAUUUAAGGCCAAAUUCCGUAUGAAUAUAAAUCGGCCCAAUGAGUAUAAAUCCUACUUCAAUACACGCCUAAUAAAGUCUACAAAUGAUGGAAACAAUAACUCUAUUGAUCAUUUUGAAGAAACUCCUCUCAUGUCAACAUACUUAGUAGCAUUCAUCAUCAGUGAUUUUGAAACUCAAGGAGAAGAGGAUUUCAAACUUAUUAUGCAUUCAAAAUUCCAUAAUAAAACCAAUUUCGCCUAUGAGGUAGCUAAGAAGAUCUUAAAGGCUUAUGAUAACUACACACAACUACCUUAUAAAUCUUUGGGUAAUUCGAUUAUGCAGAAAGCGGGAUCACCACGUUUCCCUCAUAAUGGUAUGGAGAAUUGGGGUUUAGUUAUUUACAAGGACUCAGUACUGGCUCAUGAACCUGGUUAUACAGAUGGUUGGUCUGACAAAGAAUACACUUUAACUAUAUUGGCUCAUGAGACCUCCCACAUGUGGUUCGGUAAUAGUGUAACAUUUAAAUGGUGGAGUUAUUUCUGGUUAAAUGAAGCUUUUGCCCGUUAUUAUCAAUAUUUCUUGGCACAUGAGUUAUAUCCCGAAUAUGAAUUAGACAAACAAUUCACUGUAAAACAAGUUCAACUUAUAUUUGCUACCGAUGCUACAAAUAGUACACAACCUUUAAGCAGUCUUGAGGAAACGAUAAAUACUCCUAAAGAAAUUGGUUAUAAAUUCAGUGGUAUUACUUAUGCCAAGGGAGCCGCUAUAGUGCGCAUGUUUGCCAAUAUAAUGGGUAAAGAGAAAUUCGAUCAAGCUGUUAGAGAGUACUUAAAAGAGAACCACCUGAAGAACGUGGUACCCGAGGAUUUAUUCAAAUAUUUGAAAAAACAUUGGCCCAAGGAACACAAAGUAGAUUUGGAUGCAUUAUUUAAAGAUUGGACCGAACAAGUGGGUUAUCCAGUGGUGACAGUAUCAGCCAGUCCUAGUGGUAGAUUUACUCUGAGACAAAAACGAUUUUUACUAGAUCCCCAUGAUGGUAGUGAUGCCUCCCUGAGAUAUACCAUACCCAUAACCUUUAACAAUGAUAUGAAGAAUAAUUACACAGAAUUCACACCAAAAUUCUAUUUCAAUAAAACCCUAGAGGAAGUGGCUUUCGGUAAUACGGCUCAUCAUGAUUGGGUUAUAGUGAAUACACAACAAUCCAAUUAUUAUCGUGUAUUCUACGAAGCCGAUCUUCAAAAGAAUUUACGUAAAGCAUUCGAACAAGUUAAUCAUUCGGGCAUACAUGUUAGCAAUCGUGCUAGUGUUGUGGAUGAUCUUUUUGCUUUUGCUCAAAUUGGUAUGAAAGGCUAUGAUAAACUAUUGGACUUUAUGGAAUAUUUGUCUACCGAAACAGAGUACACACCUUGGUAUGCCGCUUUUAAGGGAUUCGAUUACCUAUAUCAACGUAUGACUUUGGCUCAACAUGAUAAAUUUGCUGCUUAUCUUGGGGAAGUAAUGGACAAAGUCUAUCAGAAAUUGGGCUUUGAAAAUUCUCAAGAUACUGUUUUAGAUGUCUAUAAUCGCAAUAAUGUUAUCAGCUGGCUUUGUAAAUAUCAUCAUAAAGAUUGUAAUGCUCAAGCUCAGCAAAUAUUCCGUUUACAUUUGUCGGCCAACACCAAGCCAUCUCCCGAUUUCCGGGAAACUUUAUAUUGUUCAGCCUGUCGCAAUGAUCAAACAGAUAUUUAUGCAAAUCUGAAGAAAAUGUUUGUUAAAGAGGAAUUAAUUAGUGAAAAAGAAAAGAUUUUACGUGCCAUGGGUUGUACACGUUAUUAUGUGGCAGAGCAGUAUACGUUCUUAUUGUCCAGUAAUGUUUCUGUGGAAUUGAAAACUAUGGGUUUGAAAAAUUUAUACUCUCAAACUCCAGAAAAUAUUAUGCCGGUGUUUAAGCUGAUAAUCGAAAAUGUUGAGCAACUGCAAGAAGCUUUGCAAAGCUGGUCCACCACCGCUGAGGUUAUACGGGAAAUUUCCAACUAUUUAACCACCCAAGAGCAAUUGUUACUUUUAAAACAAUUUACCCAAGACAAAACCGCUGAAUUUGGAACAUCCAUUAACAUUUUGCAAGAUGCCAUUGCAAACACCGAAAGCAAUUUAAAAUGGUCGGCUACACAUUUGGGAAAUAUGAUACGUUAUCUGAAUAAUCGUAAACCUCAAUAUCGUUUAACUAAGGAAGUACUUCCCGAUGUAUAUGAUAUUUAUAUCAAACCCUAUCUUCAAAAUGAAGAUGCUGCUAAACAAUUUACUUUUGAUGCUGAAGUUAAUAUCACCCUUCAUGCUGUUGAAGGCAAUAUUAGAAAGAUUACUUUACACAAAGAUUAUAUUGACAUUCUGGAAGCAGUACUUUAUGAUUCUAAAGGAAAUAUUGUGGAAAAUAUACAGGAAGAAGCUUUACUAUAUGAACCCCUUACAGAUAAGCUAACGGUUUAUUUGUCUAAGGAUUUGGAGAAGAAUAAAAAGUAUACUUUAUACUUAAAGUAUCAGGGACAGAUACGUAAUGGUUUAGCUGGAGUUUUUCGUGCCACUUAUGAUAAUGUCAAUUGGUAUGGUAUAACCCAAUUACAAAGAAAUUAUCAUGCAUUCGAAAUUCAAUGGUAAAACCAAUUUUGCUUUUGAUGUUGGACACAAAACAUUAGAGGCCUAUGAUAGUUAUACCCAACUGCCUUAUAAAUCUUUGGGCAAUUCUUUAAUGCAAAUGGCUGGUUCCACACGUUUUCCUCACAAUGGCAUGGAGAAUUGGGGUCUAGUUAUAUACCAUGAUUCUGUUUUGGCUCAAGAACCCGGUUAUACAGAUGGUUGGUCCGAUAAACAAUAUGCUUUAACUAUUUUGGCUCAUGAAACUUCUCACAUGUGGUUUGGCAAUAGUGUUACCUUUAAAUGGUGGAACUAUUUCUGGUUGAAUGAAGCUUUUG